AUGGAUCCAAACGUCUUUGCUUGGAUCUUCCCGAGCGGGAGUGUCUACAACUUUAUGGACGCAAUCAAUAGCAGCGGGAAUAGCCACUUUAAGUUACCCGUAUAUCCGGUUCCGCGCAGUCUAGUGCUAAAAGACUUCGGUAAAGGCGGCUACGCCGAAGUUAAUAAAACCCCGCGCUCGAAUAAGCGUAAACGUGUUACCGAAGAUCUCCCCGCCGGUAAAAAUAAGACCUUAAUAACGCUUAACCUCGAGGGUAUCCCCACGCGCUAUAUUACGCACCUUAGAAGGGCGCUAAUCGCGGCCGCUAAGGAGAAUAUCCUAGUAGGCGAUAAUAACGAGGAUCUUCUAGAGGAUAACUGGUAG
This is a messenger RNA of Sodiomyces alkalinus F11, 363 nucleotides long. RefSeq lists its product as hypothetical. Bases 1 to 363 code for a protein of 120 amino acids. The record is from RefSeq and is a predicted model, not a curated record. NCBI's taxonomy places the organism in Eukaryota, Fungi, Ascomycota, Sordariomycetes, Glomerellales, Plectosphaerellaceae. The transcript has 7 exons.